This is a messenger RNA of Punica granatum (pomegranate), 1963 nucleotides long. NCBI's taxonomy places the organism in Eukaryota, Viridiplantae, Streptophyta, Magnoliopsida, Myrtales, Lythraceae. The record is from RefSeq and is a predicted model, not a curated record.
GAGGAAGGUAGGAGGGAAGUGGAACCUGAGUUGAGUUGGGGGGAAGGGAGGAGAGGAGGAGCAUCAUAUUCCUCUGAGAAGAACAAGAACAAGAAUCAACCUUUCUUUUUGCAUGUCUGACGUUGAUUGAUUUGCCAUCUUGUUCCAUUGCUCCUCCUGUUUUCUGCUUCUAUUCCCCAGUUUUUUCCUCUUAAAAGCAGAGUGCUGAGCUGAGUAAAAUCUCGCCGUGUUGCUGCUCAAGAUCUGACCUUGCAGAAGGAGCUGAGCAGCUCAUUGCAUAAAUCUCUCAGGUAUGCUGCGCACACACACACACACUCUUUCUCUAUUUCUGCUUCAAUUUGUAGCUCAAAGCACCCGAUUUUGGAAGUCAGUUCGUGAUCUUCACGAGGGACAAAGCAAAACAGGGGACCAGAUCUUGUUCUCAAGAUAGUGGAAAAUAUAAGAUAACUGUGCUACCUCGCUCUGUUGGGAAAAAUGAAUGCCUUGGUGGCGACGAACAGAAACUUCAGGCUAGCAGCACGGCUUUUGGGGCUCGACUCAAAGCUCGAGAGGAGCCUUCUCAUACCCUUCAGGGAAAUCAAGGUCGAGUGUACAAUCCCCAAGGAUGAUGGGACUUUGGCAUCGUUUGUUGGGUUCAGGGUUCAGCAUGACAAUGCCCGAGGCCCCAUGAAGGGAGGAAUUAGAUACCACCCUGAGGUCGACCCAGAUGAGGUCAAUGCCCUAGCGCAGCUGAUGACGUGGAAGACUGCGGUGGCCAAUAUCCCGUACGGUGGAGCAAAGGGAGGGAUAGGAUGCAAUCCCAGCGAUCUCAGCAUCUCGGAGCUUGAGAGGCUCACGAGGGUCUUCACUCAGAAGAUACACGACCUGAUUGGGGUCCACACCGAUGUUCCCGCUCCCGAUAUGGGAACUGGUCCACAGACAAUGGCAUGGAUUCUCGACGAGUACUCGAAGUUCCAUGGCUACUCGCCUGCAGUAGUGACUGGAAAACCCAUUGAUCUCGGUGGGUCUCUGGGAAGAGAUGCAGCCACCGGAAGAGGAGUCCUCUUUGCUACUGAGGCCCUGCUCAACGAACACGGGAAGACUGUCUCGGGGCAACGGUUUGUUAUUCAGGGAUUCGGUAAUGUGGGUUCCUGGGCAGCCCAACUCAUAAGCGAGAAUGGAGGUAAAGUCGUUGCCGUCAGUGAUAUCUCUGGAGCCAUAAAGAACAGCAAAGGAAUUGAUAUCCCGGCCUUACUCAAGCACGUUAAGGAGACACGGGGCGUCAAAGGUUUCCAUGGAGCGGACUCGAUAGAUCCGAAAUCGAUACUUGUCAAGGAUUGUGACGUUCUCAUACCAGCAGCCCUUGGAGGGGUAAUAAAUAGGGAAAAUGCAAAUGAGAUCAAGGCGAAGUUUAUUAUUGAAGCAGCUAACCACCCGACUGACCCAGAAGCCGAUGAGAUUCUUUCUAAGAAAGGUGUAGUCAUCCUGCCUGAUAUAUAUGCUAACUCGGGUGGAGUCACUGUUAGCUACUUCGAGUGGGUGCAGAACAUUCAAGGUUUCAUGUGGGAUGAGGAGAAGGUGAACAACGAGCUGAGGACUUACAUGACCUACGGGUUCAAAGCUAUGAAAGAGAUGUGCAAGGCCCACAACUGUGAUCUCCGAAUGGGAGCAUUCACUCUCGGAGUUAACCGUGUGGCUCGGGCCACGGUCCUCAGAGGGUGGGAGGCCUAACAGUUUCUUUCUAACCAAAUCUACCAAUCCCUCAAUAAAUAUGGAGGCUUUGCUUAGAGAUAUUGAGCCCCUUUACAUAAUAAUUCUAGUUCAAAACAUCGAGUUUUUGGAAACUCGAUGGCAGUGUACUCGUUUUUGGCUGCUGUUUUCCUUUCUGCAUAUGAGUUUAAAUUGAGGUCGGGUUUUAUGUGCUCUCUUACUAUCAAAGAGAAUGAAAUAAUACAGGGAAAACAUGUUUGAAGUUCACCUCGAA